Thalassophryne amazonica is the source of this 6110-nucleotide messenger RNA. It is a transcript of the gene qser1, whose product is annotated as glutamine and serine rich 1. The record is from RefSeq and is a predicted model, not a curated record. NCBI's taxonomy places the organism in Eukaryota, Metazoa, Chordata, Actinopteri, Batrachoidiformes, Batrachoididae. The transcript has 13 exons. Bases 250 to 5331 code for a protein of 1693 amino acids.
UUUUGGAAAAAGAAAACUUGUAGCCAAAGUGUGCGGUGCAUCCUGGGAGACGGACAAACAUGGGUACGUGAAGCUGUGCAGGGCAACACCGCAAUCAGCCAAUAAAAACUGUUCGCCUCAACGGAGAAAACUCGACUUUUUAAAAUCCUGGAGAAAUCGAAGCUUCACGGCUGCUUUGCGUCGUUGAGUCUGGCCCGGUGCUGCUAUGAUGUGUGUCCGCUGCUCUGCGAAGCUCCGCCUGGGAAGUGAAUGUUUGACCGGAUGAUGGACAGGAACUACCCGACCUCCAGCUUUGCGGACGGGCUGGCUCCUCCAGCACAGACCGGGGCUGCGUGGGCCUACGACCGCAGCAUCGCUGGUGUUAAGACGAGUUCCAGUUAUGGUGCAGCAAAUCUUGACACGGAGCUUCUCCAGCGGCAAAGCUACAGUUCUUCCCACCAGCUUCCAACCUACACUACGUCACACCUUCCAGCAGCAACAGGAGCACAUGAUCCAAAUAGUAAUUCUUCUGAGACCUCAAUCAUGAGCUUCCUCUCAGCCAUGGAGUCCAGGAGCCUUCAGACUGGUCCUGUUAGUGCCUCACUACUUCCCCCAUUUAGACCCUGUUCAUGGUCUUCUGGUACCAACACUUCCACCACAGAACUGUAUUUGACUGGUGCCCUACCUUCUACUGCAACUUUCCCAUCUCCUGCUGCUCUAUCAUCCUAUCAGCACAUUGGUGCCUACCCUUCCAGAGGUUAUGCUACCACCUCACCCCUCGUUCUCCAGGAGUCUGCCUUCAGCACUUCCACCAAUGGUGUUUUCUCUCACCAUGAACCCCUCCUUCAUCUUAAAUCAAGCCAGUCUGUGCUUCCCACUGCCUUGGCCUUCAGUCAUCUCUCUGCCCCCACUUUGGGAUCUGCUCUUCCUGUACAGUCCUCCACUUAUCGUUCUGCCCAGGAGUCAGCCCCCCACCUCCUUCAACCCCAGUUCAACCUUCUGCCUUCUCCUCUGCCUGCUUCCCAUGGUGCCACCCAACCCUAUGGGGCCACCAUUUUCUCUGGGUCUAUUGAGCGAGCCCUUCAGCGAGAAUGUAGUGUGAUCAAACACCAUCAGAGGCCUUCUAGUAGCCACACAACUUCAGAACAUUUGCACAAUUCAGAGCACUCUAUACAGGAGUAUUUUGGCUCUAGUAGUGAAGUAGAUAUGUCAUACCAACAAGACCCAUCCCGCCAGACACCAGUGACUUGCAAUACUUCCAGACAAGCUGGUCCUUCUGAAGGACUCAAUGGUCCCCCACAGCCCAAAACGGACUCAGUAACUCAAGAUUAUUUGUCUGCUUCUCUGCCAAAGGCUAAAGGCUGCUCUUCUAAACUACUUCCACACCCCAGUGGUGGUGAAGAGGGUCACGGGUACUCUCAGAAUACAAGGGGGUCUUCUGAACAGUAUUCAUCUUCAGAACAGAAACAGAACUCUGUAAUUGCUAAUCAGCAGUCAGUCCAACUGUCCAGCCUAAUGUCCAGCAGUCUGUCUCAAACUUAUAUUAGUCCCCACACCCAAUCACAACCUUCUCAUUCAAACUCAGAUAAACUGUCUUCCGUUUGCAAGACUCUACCUUCUCUCUCCAGCCAGUCUGGGAGUAUGGUGUCUGAUAGUCAGACUCUUGUUUAUUCUUCCAGUCCUGGGCUAAACCAGGGGCAGGAGGCUCAUUAUGAAGCACAGGUCCAAGAUUUGUGUCAGGGAAAGGUUACUGAACAUUACCAUACACCUCAGUCUCAGGGUGCCCCAAAUGUGACUUAUACCUCUCAGACACAGGGCCAGGUGUCAGUAACUCAGUGUUCAAGCUAUGCUGCAGGACAAUCCCUUAACACGUCUUACUCACCCACAUGUACACAAAGUUUACCAGAUGUUGAGUACACUUUGAUGCAGGCUUCAGUGGGAGGUAAAACACAUGACACUUUGUCCCAGCAACAGACCCAGUCCCGCAAUGUUUUGUCUGUACUCUUACCCGGCUACUCAGCUACUCAAGUUUUGCAAAAUAAUGGCAGAUCCUUAAUACAGGACAUAAAGCCAGUCUAUGGAAAGCAGAAACUUGAAGAGCUACCCAUCCAGGACCUUCAGUCUAUGCGGCAGUCAUCCCUGGAAGCCUCUGCUGCAGAUGGCAAUAUGACUGCUCACAAUAAUAUCAUCUAUGUCAUUUCAAAAAUGGAUGACCCACAAAAAACACAGAGUGUUAUCCGAAGCAGUUCACGUUCUGAUGACCAUCUUAUGGGAAUAGGUCAUGCAAAUAUGUCCCAGGUAAAAGAAGCAACCGGUUUGUCCAUCAGUCAACAGAACAUUGAGGUCAGCAGCUGUGUCAGUGGUCAGGAAACUGCCAAUCCAAAAACUGUAAACUCCAGUAUUAUGUCUGUACAUGUACCACUGAGGUCAGAGCACCUCAAGCAGCAGUCUCUGCAACAUGGUUCUCUUGAACAGCAAAGUCACCAGAUCCACAGCCAGACUCCCACAUCCCAUGCUCAGUUUAUCACAGUCUCUGGCACUCAGGUUGUGCUGGAGCCCAGUCCGAUGAUUCUGCUUCAGCAGCCUUUUAUCCAACAUGGUGAAAGCAUUUCAAAAGUGCCCUCAGUGGAAGGAUUCCAGCCAGUUCAAGGAUUGAGCUCUGUUCAUGUUCAGUAUGUUCAGAUGGGUCAAGAAUUGUUGGGGCCCAGUGUCAGUGAACCCCAGAGUCAGCAGGGCACAUUAGAAUCUGAACAGAGUUCAAGAUGUGUAGAUUCCUCUAAAGAUCUUCUGUCCUCAAAAGACCACUACAGCAAUUCAACCAAUCAGCAGUCAAGUGAAGCCAAGAACCACUUUGUCCUCAACUCCAUUUGCUUUCCAGACUCUAUGCUACUUGCAGAUGACCGAAAUAUUCUGUCAAAUGUGGAUGACAUCCUAGCUGCUACAGUGGCUGCCUGUGGAGUCACACCACAAGACUUUGUCAAAGCAACAUCAUCUGCAGAGGAAGAAAUGGCAACAAUUGCAAGUCCCACUGAUUCCAAAGAUAGCUUCCAGACAGUGAAUAUAACACACAUGUCUCCUAGUUUCUCCUCUGCUCAGCAAGCAGUUAUCACCAACACUAAUGUUCAUACCCUGCCCAUGACACUAAAUGAUGCUCAUGUGUCAACAGACUGCAAAGGGCAGCCAAUGCACAAAAACAGUAGUUCUGGACUUCAUACUAAUGGGUAUGGAGGGAACUCUGAAAACCACUAUCACUUAGGUGGGCAGACAUAUGACAUCUCCAGUCUCCACAAUGGAGUCAAAGGAAAUGCAAAGGAUAUUAAAACAGAGGAUGGCCACAUGGAAUACUCAAGCUCUGACAGUUUAGCCAAAAACAAGGCUCACUCCAAGUCAUUGACUAAAACAGUUAGCCCAGAAGACGAGAAUGGACAGAGCAAACUGGCCAAGCGCAGUGGGCAGGCAAAGUGGCAAAAUUCCAGGGGCAGUGACAUCAGCUCCUCGUCACCCUCAAACAGUGUGCACGAUGGUUGUCCACAGCAGGAGAGAAUCUGGCAAAAGAUCCGUGAAGUGGAAGAGAAACAGCCAGAGGUUAAAACGGGCUUUAUUGGCUCUUUCUUGGACUUCCUCAAAUCUGGCCCAAAACAACACUCCUCCCAGAGUCCUGUGCGAGCUGUUAGUCGCCCCAAAAAGCAGUAUACCUCAUCCAAACAACAGCCAUGUACUUUGCCUACUUUGCCUUCCUCCAGUAUGCAGACUGUGACUGGGCUUUUGAUUCCCCAGGAGGGUCAUGCAGGGAUGUCUCAGCAGAAACGCCUGGAUGAAGACUUGCAAAAAAACCUGGAGACACUGCCAUCAUUUAGCUCAGAUGAAGAGGAGAAUACUGGGAAAAACCAGGCUCUGAGGAACAGCAUCAGCUCAGCCUUGUCGGCACUAGAUGAGUCUUCAGAUCGCAGAAGCAGGACUGGUGAUGGCCUACAAAGCACCUUAUCUAGAACUUCUAAUGAUAUUAAAAUCCCUGCAACUGUGUUGAAGCAAGACCAAACACCCAGCAUGCCACACGCUGUCACAGAGACCUAUUUGCUGCAGGUAGUCUCUCCUUUAGUGACUACAAACACCAGCUCAAGAGGGACUCUGUUUGCUAACGAAGAUGAAUCAAAAGAGACUCAAACAGACGAGGUCGCUGCACAGUUGUUGAAUGUUGCCAUCGAGGGUCUGACUGAUGAAGAGUUAUCAGACAGCGGAGGGGAGGGAAUGUACCGGGAGCGAGACGAGUUUGUCGUCCGGAAGGAGGAUAUGGAAAGCUUGAAGGAAACUAUGAGAACAGGGACUGAACCUCCAGCCAUUUGGAAAGUCCAGAAGGCAUUGCUGCAGAAGUUUGUACCCGAGUUAAGAGAUGGGAAAAGAGUCUUUUCAGCCACUAACAGUUAUCUUGGAUACUUUGGUGAUGCUAAAACAAUGUACCAGAAAGUAUAUGUCAAGUUUUUGGAUACAGUUAAUAAAAAGGAGUAUGUACGCAUUUGCAGUCGGAAACCACGCUGUAAGCCAAUGAACUCCCCCAGGAGUUCUCAAGUGAAAGUAUUACUGGGUUUGACUGCCCCCUCUUACACCGUGCCCCAGAGUCUAAAGCCCAAACCCAAACAACCCAAGUCAAGGGCAGAGCCGCCACCUAAGAAGAGGAAGAAAUGGAAGGAGUUUGCCUCCAGCUCAUCCGCAGAUGAGGGUGGUGAAGAUGAUGAGUUAAAUCCACCAGUGCCGCUUACCUCACGUUUCCUCAAUACACGUACUAUGAAGGAGACAUUCAAGAGCUACCUGGAACUGGUUAUCAGCACAGUGUUAGACAGCGACGUGAUGGCGACUCUUGAGCGGGAGAACGAUGAGUUGCUGCUGCCACAUAUGAGGAAAGUAGAUGGUAUGAUUGCUGACAACAGGAAGCGUCUGCUCCAUAAGCUGCACAUGGGUCAGGUCCUAAAGACGGCUCUCGACAGUUUCCCAGAACUCUCAGUCGUGACUGAACUGAAAAAGGAUGGAGAAACUACAGCUUUUAAGUUGCAUCUUAGUGGGAAAGCCUACAACAAAAAGACCAUGAAGCCCUACAAAAUGCCUAACAAAGUGCCACAAGAGUACAUGGUGGAGCAGCAGAAAACCCAGUGGUUCUCUCUGUACCACUCUUUGCAGCAUUACAAGUACCACACAUACCUCAUGUGUAAAGACGAGAUUGCGUCUCUUCGGGGACAGGCCAGAGAGCUGGGACAGGAGGAGACCAUACACAAGUGUCUGCAGAAUGCAUCUUGGGUAGAGAAGCUCUUUGAACGUUUUGGGGAGCUGAUCAGUCAAGUGCAGAAGGUCUGCGGCUAACCCAUAAACACAAAACACCUCCAGUAGCAAACACAGAGUGGAAUAAAGAAUGGAAUGGAGUGAGAGUUUUCAAUCGGACACCUGCCAGCUGAAUUACUGGAGAGACUUGCGUCAUUUUUGUCAAAGGGUGACCAGUUGGCAGGAAAAUAGUUUGUGUUAAAGGUAGUAUGUUGAUGAACAAUGAGGCUUCCAAGAGCAUUUUGGAGGAUUGCCACAAAAUGCUUCUUCUAGUUUUUUUUUUUUUUUUUUGUAGCUACGAUCCCACUUUACUUUUCAUGGGCCGUAUUAUAAAUUUAUAGUGUUUACUUUUGAAUGGCAGAUCAGCGAGCAUGUACUAUAGACUUAAAUCAACAUAGGACAGUGUAGAAAAAUCAAAAUGCAGAAAUUUGCCAGCAGAUAUGGCAAGGCUUCAAUCAUUUUCAGAGUAGGUUAAAAUAGAGAGAUGAUUUAAUGUUUUGGAAUUUUUUUAUGCAAGUAUAUAACUGUGAUUGCAAAAAAUGCAGUUUGUAUAAUGUCAGUUUUGUAAUAAAGCACCAACUUAUGUACAUUUUGUAUAAAAAGAACAGGCAGGUGGCAGUUGUAGUGACUCCUUUCAAGAGGAAUGUGGUCAUUAUAGAUCUAUAUUGUGCUUCAGAUUUUGUCCUCCAAAAAUCCUUCUGUUUAUAACAUCUCUUUUGAUAGAAGCAAAUUUUUUUUAUAAUCCAUUUUGUUAUGUGAACGUAACAUAAAGUGGCUGCGAUGCUUCUCCUUUACAAACAUAUCCCACAUUUUAUGACAAA